GAGGGAGAGGUGAAGUGUGGUUUUCCUCAACCAAGGUUGUUUUCUUUCUUUGGGUUCUCAUAGCUGCUGUCUCCUUCAUGCUGCUUUAAGAGACCACCCAUUCUCAACUUUCCUCUGCAAACUAUGCUCCUCAUCAGCUACUGUUUGGCAUGUUCCUAUAAAGUCCAUUUAUAGUGCCUUCUGUUUUCUCCAUCGCCUUUAGCUUGAAGAGAAACGAAUGGGUUCUGCAUCUGGAGAGGAAGGGUGCAGGGCUGCUAGUGUCGAGCGGGGUUGGGGGUUUCAGAGCCCAAAGGAGGGGCUGGAGCAUCAUAAGAGCUCGCAGCAGCAUCACAGGGUUUGUGUCAGGGGUCAUUGGAGGCCAGCUGAGGAUGCCAAGCUGAAGCAGUUGGUCUACCAAUAUGGACCUCAAAACUGGAACCUCAUAGCUGAGAAGUUGCAAGGCAGAUCAGGGAAGAGCUGCAGGCUAAGAUGGUUCAAUCAACUGGACCCAAGAAUCAACAGAAGGGCGUUCAGCGAGGGAGAAGAGGAGAGGCUUCUCGCAGCGCACAGGGUGUAUGGCAACAAGUGGGCACUGAUUGCCAAGCUAUUCCCUGGAAGAACAGACAAUGCAGUCAAGAAUCACUGGCACGUCAUCACGGCCAGGAGGCAAAGGGAUAAGUCCUCCAAUGGCGGCUGCUGCUACAGGAGGACGAGGCACCUCAUCUCCAAUCUUUCUUCCCCAUCACCAUCAUCUUCUCACCAGGCCCAAACCAUCCUCGGGAAGAACACGGAGGCGGUUCCCAACUCAAGCAGUGGGGAAUCCACCAUCAACGCCAACCCCUUCCACUUCAGAUGCGGCUCUCGCCGCACACACCGCCAUGAUCUCCUGAAUGGAUACGGAAAAAGGGCGUUGGGUGCAGGGAAUCAAUGCGACCAGAAGACUGCAGAGUGUGGCAGGAGACUCAUCAACUCGCUGCCUGGUUUGGCUCAGUCGGCUGCUUGCUCUGCAAACCCUGAAACCAGUUCAGUAAAUGAAAACCGUGCUCGAUUGCAUGGCGAAACGAGUUACGCAAGGGAUGAGAUGAAGUUGCCCUUCAUUGAUUUCCUUGGUGUCGGUGCAACAUAGGAAAAUGGGUCGUGUAUAGAAAUCAAUGGCGAGAUAGAGAGAGAUUUGGAAAAGUGACAAGAGAGAUGAUGAAUGGAAAGUAAAACUUUUGCUGCAACUAUUUUGAUCUUUUGGAUCUUCAAUUAAUAUAUUGUUUGGCCUUA
This is a messenger RNA of Zingiber officinale, 1248 nucleotides long. RefSeq names its product transcription factor MYB54-like. NCBI's taxonomy places the organism in Eukaryota, Viridiplantae, Streptophyta, Magnoliopsida, Zingiberales, Zingiberaceae. The transcript has 3 exons. Gene Ontology annotation, molecular function: RNA polymerase II cis-regulatory region sequence-specific DNA binding; DNA-binding transcription factor activity, RNA polymerase II-specific. Gene Ontology annotation, biological process: regulation of DNA-templated transcription. Bases 218 to 1105 code for a protein of 295 amino acids. The record is from RefSeq and is a predicted model, not a curated record. Gene Ontology annotation, cellular component: nucleus.